Molecule: messenger RNA, 472 nt
Organism: Parathielavia appendiculata
Lineage: Eukaryota; Fungi; Ascomycota; Sordariomycetes; Sordariales; Chaetomiaceae
Exons: 1
Coding region: 34-249 (71 amino acids)
Source: RefSeq, a predicted model, not a curated record
CAGCGACCGGGAUCCACCGGGCCGGGACCCACUAUGCCGGACCCCGCCGGGCGGGAGCCCACCGCAGAUUCGAGACCGGGACCCACUCUUCGACCUCACCCGACCCAGCAUCACCACCACGCAGGCCCAGGGAGCUUUCUUGGCGGGGCUGCUGCCGAGCCUCCUUCCGGGACAGGGUGGCCCGGGGCGGCGACAGUGCACGAGCAGGUUGCGGGCGCGGCCUCUCGAGAUCCCAGCAUGUCCGGGUAGCCGCUACGGCGCGGAAAAGCAAUUCCCCCGGCGAUGACCCACCGACCGAACAAAUUCCGUAUAAUCUCCCAGCAUCCUCGCCGGGCCCUUCCCAUGGACGGUACCCAAAAGGGCAAAGAAGUAGUCCCCGUCCGUAGGGCGGGUGAUGGUGUCGAUCGCGUCGCAUGUUGUCUAUCCGUCGCAGUAUAGUUAGUUUAGUGCACUACUCUAUAGAAGUAUGGCC